Messenger RNA from Cydia pomonella (codling moth), 580 nucleotides. RefSeq lists its product as uncharacterized. NCBI's taxonomy places the organism in Eukaryota, Metazoa, Arthropoda, Insecta, Lepidoptera, Tortricidae. The coding region runs from base 52 to 492 and encodes 146 amino acids. The record is from RefSeq and is a predicted model, not a curated record. The transcript is spliced from 4 exons.
GUGGGGUUCUUUCUAAAACAAAAAAAUAACUAAAUAUUGAAGUUAUUAUUUAUGCAAAUGAGACUAGAUAUUAUAAAGACCAUAUCGGUAUCCUUGAAGUCAGUUUUAUUCAAGCUGUCAGGUCGGAAAGAGAAGGUGGGACAUCAACUAAAUAGACUUCUAAAUUAUAUUAGAGCUGUGAAGAUGGCCGGCAGCUGGCUUGUUGCAUCUUUGGUGCUUGUUGCGUGCGUUCAAUUCGCGCUGUGUGAUCUGCCAUAUAAAUGCGAGAAGAAUUCCAAUUGCCCUGAAAAUUUGGCCUGCGAGAGCUCUGAGUGCGCAGACCCGUGCCUCAAAUAUCGCACAUGUGGAAGCGAAGCUCAUUGUGUCGUUGAAGACUAUUCGGCCAAAUGCAUUUGCAAUGAAGGUACUAUAGGUGAUCCUUACGAGAAAUGCAACGAUUCGGUAGUACCGGUAUCUUCGCUACUUGCUGCGGGAGCUUUUAUAGGACGUUAGGAGCGAUUCGCAAAAACUGGCCCUAUAUACAUAUAUUCCAACAUGUACUGAUGUUCGUUGAUUAUAAAAAUAAACUAAAACACAUUUA